Pyricularia grisea is the source of this 453-nucleotide messenger RNA. RefSeq lists its product as uncharacterized. The transcript has a single exon. The record is from RefSeq and is a predicted model, not a curated record. Bases 1 to 453 code for a protein of 150 amino acids. Lineage: Eukaryota; Fungi; Ascomycota; Sordariomycetes; Magnaporthales; Pyriculariaceae. Gene Ontology annotation, biological process: protein transport.
AUGGACAGACUCUACGACAUGGCCACGCUGGUCAAGGACCGCGUGCGCAACAACCUGGGCAACUCUCUAUCGCAAAUGUCGGCGCAGCAGUGGAUCCGCCUCAUCACUGCCGUCUGCGCCUACCUUCUCCUGCGGCCGUACCUGGUCAAGCUGGCCGGCAACGUGCAGAUGAAGCAGAUGGAGAAGGAGGAGGCCCGCGCCGAGGCCGAGGCCGCCGAGAACCGCGCCAAGAUGUCCCCCAACGAGUUCCGCGGCCAGCAGAUCGCCGGCGUGCCCGAAGACACCGACGACGAGGACGACGCCGAACCUGCCGCCCCGGCCCAGUGGGGCAAGAAGGCCAGGAGGCGCCAGCGUCAGGUCGUCAGGAAGAUCCUCGAGGACCAUGAGCAGAAGCUGGCUGAUCAGGCUGGUGAUGAGGAGGACAAGGAUAUCGAGGAGUUCUUGAUUGAUUGA